UAUACAGUUUCCUGUGAUCAUAGAGGACAUCAAUGACAAUGCACCCCAUUUUGAAAAUGGUGAAAUACACCUGAGGGUGUCUGAGGACAUGACUGUGGGGACCAGUUUCUUACUAGAUGACCAGGCUCAGGACCGCGAUGCUGGACCAAACAGCGAGCUGCAUUAUCACCUCGAAGAUUCUGAAGGAGUUUUCAGUUUAAAAGUGGAACAAGAUGGCCGCCUCAUUACGCUGGUUUUGCAAACGGCCUUGGAUCGGGAGACUCGUGACAAGUAUCACAUGGCACUCGUGACCACCGACUGUGGCUCGGGGCCAUUGAGUGCAACAGCAACUUUAAUAGUCACAGUGACAGAUGUUAAUGACAACUGUCCCAGCUUUAGCAGCGAUGGCCCUCGCAAUGUCACCGUCCCCGGCGACUCCCCGAAGAACACGCCGGUUACUCGGGUUCGAGCCACAGACCGAGAUUCAGGCCCGAAUGCUGCCGUCGUCUACUCCCUCAGUCCCAAAGUCUCCGCGCGCGCCAAGGAGCUCUUUAGCCUCGACGGCCUCACUGGGCACAUCCGACUAACACGGGACCUCCAGAGCGACACAUCCGAGGUGCUGCUGUUACACGUGUUGGCUAGCGGCCACCGCUGCCCCCCAGCAGACACUCAGUCUCACUAUCAACUGGAGGUGGAGGAAAACAACCAGCCGGGGAAGUUCCUGCUGAGGGUCUCAGCAUCCGACGCAAACAGUGGAUACAACGGCAGGGUGAGCUACAGGCUGGACAAACACACGUCGGCCAUCUUUAACAUCGACCCCGAGACAGGUCGGCUGUGCGUGUCCGCCGCUCUGGAUCAGGAGCAGCAGGGUGAGCUCACUGUGUUUGCACGAGAUGGCGCUCGCCUCCCUUGGAGUCAGUGGCCACCAUAUCCAUUCAUGUUCUGGACCAGAAUGACAAUGCACAUCUCACUUCAUCUUUUUUAUCCAUGAGAACGUACCCCCGUUCGCCCAGGUGGGCGGGGUUGGGGUGACCGACCCGGACGAAGGAGACAAUUGGAACACGGAGUUGCAUGUUGUAAACAGCAGUGGACCUUUCGUUGUGGACAACACCCAGGGGACGCUGCGCACCACCAACAACUUGGACCGCGAGGCAGACGAUCGCUAUGACCUCUACCUGCUGGCCAGCGAUCGCGGGCACCCGUUGGCUUUGACCUCUGCUGCCCGGGUAACCAUCUUCGUGGAGGACAUCAAUGACAACCAGCCGAAAGUGGUCCUUCCAAGCAGCAACUCCUCAUGCCAACCGGUCUCUCGAGCAACCAUUGCAGGCACCUUAGUAACAAAGGUAUAUGCCAUCGACGAGGACUCUGGGCUGAAUUCGGAGAUUACCUACACUGUUGUGGCGCCACCGUCGGUGCAAAGCAGCAGCCCCUUUUGGUUGGAUUCAAGGUCAGGGAACAUCACCGUAGCUCAGCAACUCCUCCAGAAAGACCUGGGAAUGCAUCACAUGCUCAUUGUGGUCAGAGAUGGGGGAAACCCGCUCCACUUUACACCACUAUCUGGGUCAAUCUGUUGGUGGAUGAGAGCAGGGAGAGAGGAGGGAGGAGGGAGAGAGAGGAGGGAGCUUAGACCGAAAGCCCACCUGGACAGGGACGUCGGACUUGGAUCAAACCCCCCCAAAAGCCCCCGUCUGUGAGGUGGAGGGCACCAGGUCUGCACAGCUGACGCUGUUCGCUGGCCUGCGUAUGAUGCUGGUCUCCACAUGUUUGCUUCUGGUGACAGUAUUUUUAUACCUGCAGCAGAAGAGAAACAGUCUAGAACAGAACAGGAGGGGACCCGUUGAGAAGAGAUUCCACUCAGGCUGACAGAGAAA
Molecule: messenger RNA, 1850 nt
Organism: Pseudoliparis swirei
Lineage: Eukaryota; Metazoa; Chordata; Actinopteri; Perciformes; Liparidae
Product: protocadherin-20-like
Exons: 2
Coding region: 89-970 (293 amino acids)
Biological process (GO): homophilic cell-cell adhesion
Cellular component (GO): plasma membrane
Molecular function (GO): calcium ion binding
Source: RefSeq, a predicted model, not a curated record